Molecule: messenger RNA, 1402 nt
Organism: Callorhinchus milii (elephant shark)
Lineage: Eukaryota; Metazoa; Chordata; Chondrichthyes; Chimaeriformes; Callorhinchidae
Product: arrestin 3
Exons: 17
Coding region: 40-1221 (393 amino acids)
Biological process (GO): visual perception; G protein-coupled receptor internalization; signal transduction
Molecular function (GO): G protein-coupled receptor binding
Source: RefSeq, a predicted model, not a curated record
GAACCUGAACCAACUCUCCAGCUGUAUCUGCGAGUCAUCAUGGCUGGUAAUAUUGGAAAAGUUUUCAAGAAGAUGAGUAAAAAUGCCAAGCUCACCCUUUACCUGGGGAAGCGGGACUUUGUAGACCACAUUGACAGUGUGGACCCAGUGGAUGGAGCUGUGCUGAUUGAUCCCGAGUACCUGAAGGAUAGGAAAGUGUAUGUAACAAUGACGUGUGCCUUCCGAUAUGGCCGUGAUGAUUUGGAUGUUAUGGGGUUGACGUUUCGAAAGGAUAUUUAUUUUGACGCAUAUCAGGUCUACCCACCACUGCCGGAGAACAAGAGGGAGCUGACCUGUCUGCAGACAAAACUGAUACACAAACUGGGGGAGAACUGCUACCCAUUCUUCUUCAAGAUCCCUACAAACCUGCCCUGCUCAGUCACCCUGCAGCCAGGACAAGAUGAUAUUGGAAAGUCUUGCGGUGUGGACUUCGAGGUGAAAGGAUUCUGUGCAGAAAAUCUGGAGGAGAAAAUCCACAAAAGGAAUUCUGUCUGCCUGAUUAUCCGCAAGGUGCAGUUUGCGCCGGAGGAAAGUAAGGUGAAACCCAAAGUGGAGACCACCCGGCAGUUCCUCAUGUCAGACAAGCCCCUGAACCUGCAGGUCUCUCUGGAGAAAGAGCUGUUUUACCAUGAGGAGCCCAUCAAGAUCACCGUCCACAUCAAUAACACCACCAACAAGGUGGUGAAGAAGAUCAAACUGUGGGUUGAGCAGAUCACGGAAGUGGUCCUUUACCAACUCGACAAAUAUGCAAAGGUCGUCAGCUCCGAGGAGACGGACGACACUGUGGCUGUUAAUUCCACCUUCACCAAGGUUUACUCGCUCACCCCGAUCCUGGAAUCCAACCGGCAGAAGCGAGGCCUGGCUCUGGACGGCAAACUCAAGCACCAAGACACCAACCUGGCGUCCAGCACCAUGCUCCGACCAGAACUGGAUAAGGAUGUGCUCGGAAUCCUGGUUUCUUACUGUCUGAAAGUGAAGGUCACAGUGUCACGAGGAGGGAUCCUGGGAGACCUGACCGCCAGUGAUGUAAUGGUGGACAUUCCGAUCAGUUUGAUGCACUCCAAACCCUCUGAACUUACCAGUAUGGAGGACAUUGUGAUCGAGGAGUUCAGUCGGCACAAGAUUAAGGGUGAGAAGGACGACGACGAAGAGGAGGAAGCGGCCGCCGGGCAGGAAAGCUAGAGACACCGACACAUCAACCGUUAGCGUGUUCAGCACAAGCCUGCACCGCCAACACGGGAUGUGACCAGCGGUACCGUCACCCACAGGGGAGGAGGGAGAGGGUAACGAGUGGUUGAAUAUCUCGUGUCAGAUCAAUUAACUGUCAGUGUGUAAAAAUACUCUGUGUGUAGUGAACACAUCU